AUGGAAGAAGAAAAAGAAGAAAAACGACUGGCUGAACAGAGGAUGAGAAUUCAAAAAGCAUAUGAAGAUGAACAAGAAGAGAAAAGAAAGAAAGAGGAGGAGUUUUCAAGGCAGCCUUCUCCUAUCAUUCCUGCUCUUCAGAACAAAUCAGUAAGAAAAGAAGAAAGGAUUCCUUCUGCGGAGAGUCAUAUAUCUUACUAUACACAAGAUCCUCCACAACCAAGGAUUCCUUCUCCACCUGUCCCUGCUAGAAGAAAUCAGUUGCGUGCAUUUGAGGAAAGAAAGAAUGUGAUAAAUGAAUUAUCAGAGAUGAGGAAACAGCUUCGUAGUGAAGAGAGGCGACUGCAGGAACAGUUGCUAAAUGUGGUCAGUGAUGAUGAUGUACCAAUUACACGUGGGAGGAGAGAGAAGAAUCCAAAGGACAUAUUUGAGAUGGCCAGGCUUCGUCUGCAGGCUCCAGUAAGGCAGCCUUCAUCAAAGGAGUCACAAGAUCCUGUCAAGAUACAGAAUAUCUGGGAUUUUAAUGAACUUAAAUACAAAGAUUCUGAAACACGUAUGGGCUUGAGGCACAUGUAUCCCGAUCCUCCAAAAGAUGACCAAACUCUAGAGAUUCAACAGCAGGCGCUGUUGAGGGAGCAGCAGAAGAAACUUGACAGAAUGAGAAUGAGGAGAGAAAUAGAAG
Leptosomus discolor (cuckoo roller) is the source of this 682-nucleotide messenger RNA. Lineage: Eukaryota; Metazoa; Chordata; Aves; Leptosomiformes; Leptosomidae. The record is from RefSeq and is a predicted model, not a curated record.